CCUAAUCUCUUGAAAUAUAUUUUUUUUGUUGACUGAAAAUAUUUAUAUAACUCUGGUCUAACUUAUCAAUGCUGAACUGAGGAAUUUCAUAUUGUUAUAUUAAGAUUAUAUUGUAAUUAAAAGGAUUUAAAACGAACAACAAACCUUUUCAAAAAUGUUCCUCCAACUUUUGUUAUUACAAUUCUUUUCAAUGUAUGACCAAGUUUUCUUUGAUUUUAGUUGUAUCAAGUGUGAAAUUUAUCCUCCUAGGUUAGGCUCAUUUUUGUCUUGUUUAUCUCAUAGACAAAUAUGCCGUAUGUACCGGUAUACUUAAUAGCAUAUUCGAAUGUUGUUUCUAGUAUCAUAUAAAUGGAAUUUAAUGUAUUUUAGAAAUAUAAAUCCAAACUUUUGAUCAAACAAAAGCUAUCAAAAUAUUGAACUAGAUAUGAUAUACCAGUAUAUUUUGCGCUAUGUUGUCUAAUUUUUUGUGUCUAUUGUUUAAGAUUACAAAAUAGAAUGAUUUAGUUAAAAUACUACACAUUUGACGAAGAUGAGAUUUUUCAAGAUUGAUAUGUUUUGUGAACAGGAUUUAUAUCUUUGACAUAUAAUGGAUAAUAAUUGAAGACUGGAUCUGAAAACAUCAAAAUCUACAAUGUCAAAUCCUACGUUGGAUAUUGUUGGCCUGGUAGUACGAAGAAAUUUGAAAACUCUGAAAAUAGAAAACGACACUGAUGUCGAUGCAUUAGUUGAAAAGCUGUCUGAUCUUACUCAUGUUAGAUUAGAUAGAGAAAGAUUGACUUCUGUUCCUUUGCUGGACUUUCUGCCUUGCAUUACCAAUCUUUAUUUACAAUGUAAUCACAUACAAGAAAUGGUUAACUUUUCCAUUUUGAUUAAUUUGCGAUUUUUAACUCUGGCUGAGAAUCAGAUCAAUGAAGUGAAAGGAGUAAAAGACUUGACAAAUUUGGGAUUUCUUGAUUUAAGCGAUAAUUGUAUCGAAAAUUUAGUUACUGAACAAUUACCAAAUAGUUUGAUAAUAUUAAAUUUGACUGGAAAUAGAUGUAUAGAAGCAUCUAAUCAUGUUGAAAACAUUUGUGACAAACUGCCAAAUUUAAAAUUUCUCAAUGAAAAAUCGGUUGAUUGCGUCCUCAGCUCGGAUGAAGAUGAGAGUGAUGACGAGGAAGAAUUGAGUGACAAUGAGGAGGAAUCUCGAAAUGAAAAACCUAAAAAUAUUGAUGAAGACACUCAGAAUAAACCGGAUUUUUAUGCUAAACUUACCACAGAAAUAACUGAAUCGCUGCAUAAAUUUUCGACUGCUAUAGGUAACGGAGAAGUGAAACUUAAAGAUGAUUUUGAUUAUUUUACUUCUAUACCAGAAAGCCCAAUUCCAGAUAAAAAUGUUGGUUUUUCUGAGCAAGAAAUUCGUCAGUUGGAGAAAGAUACUCGAAUUACUCGUGCAGAUUUACCAAGUAUUAAAAGUCCUAUAAGAAAAAUAUCUCCACGUCCACCUAGUGGUAAAAGAAUCGGAAAUACAAAUCCUAGAAGUCGGACUAAUUCUGCUAAAGAAUCUCAGAAACCAAUCGCAAGAGUGCGAACACCGGGUGCUAGACCAUUCAAAAGAGUCGUAAAUUGAAAUGAAUCAAAAUUUUAUUGUACAAAUAUUGCUAAGGCAUAUCAUGGCGAAAGGAAUUCCAUUUUGUUAUCAGAAUUUCAUGUUGUUUUACUCCGGAAUUAAAAAAUAUUAAAUUAUGUAUUCAUAAUAUGGAUGUUGUAGUAAUAUUCAGAAUGAUAUAACGUCUAGAAUUUGGAUUAUUGUAAUAUAAUAUCCUAAAAUUAUGAAUCAUCUUGUUAGUAGCCAAACAAUUAAACAUGUUUACGUUUCUAUCAAGUGUAUAUAUUUGUAUGAAGUUUUCUCUAAUUUAUGUUUAUUCACCAAGGGUAUAAAUUUAUCGGAAUUGUGUACAAUGUAUUGUUGAUGUAAUAAAAUUUAAUACGGGUGAUUUUUUCUUGGAUUCUGACGAAUUGCAGUGAUACAAUGUCAUUGUUUUCAGUUAUAUCCAAAUCCAAUUUUUGUAUUAUCAAACCAUUUCUGCUCUAGUAAAAAUGCUCUUUUAUGAAACAAUCUCUUCUGCUUUUGUCAUGCAUUGCUUAAUUUGUGAGCUACAUGGGAAAAAAACUACGGUAUUUGGGAUUUAAAAUUUUAAUUUUUUUGAAUUGGCAUUUUACAUUAUCUACCGUAAUACUUUUUGGUAUCGUAAGGAAACCUCGAAUGCUGAAAUAAUAACGAAUUAAUUUGACUUUUAUAUUCCAUAAUGUGACAUUGCUGGAAAUUUGCGAAGUGUUUUUCUUGUUCUUCAUACUUGCCAACAUUCAGAAUAAUGCUUUUUUUCUCAAUGUUGUAUUUAUUUUGAUUGGAAAGCUGCUCAUAUUUUGAUAUUUUGUAUUUCCAUGGGCACAUACUAAGUUUUUGUCUGUAGUCCAGUUGGUUUUAUCCUAUCUUUGAAAUUAAUACUACUAACACCCCAAAUUCCAAAACAUCAACAAUAUAUGUUAUGCCAUCUAUACUUCUGGUAUAUGUAAAUAAAUAUGUAAAUUUUGGUGUUCAAUAAUCCGAAAUAAUAGCAGUUUUUGAAUUCUGACUAUUGGUAGUUAGCAUUGAUAUGUUUAUCCAUAAUUAUUGGUAAACAGAAUACUUCUUUCAUGAUAGAUUUCUAAUAUAUCUACGUUGUGGGUAUUCUUAGUAAUAUAAACUUUCAUAUGCACAUUUUAUUUUUGUAGA
Styela clava is the source of this 2755-nucleotide messenger RNA. Its product is annotated as leucine-rich repeat-containing protein 46-like. Gene Ontology annotation, molecular function: protein binding. NCBI's taxonomy places the organism in Eukaryota, Metazoa, Chordata, Ascidiacea, Stolidobranchia, Styelidae. The record is from RefSeq and is a predicted model, not a curated record.